GAGUUGAGCUGUAGCACAAAAAGUAACGUGAGACAGCUGAGACUUCAAUCAAAUUAGCUGAAUGUCGCUGUUAGGUAAAAUACGCGAAAAGGUAACUUAAAGUAGUUAACAAUAGCGGACUAGCGGAAAGAAACGGAAAGUAUGAUAAACAAAUUUAGGCUAAAACUAAUGAAUGGUUGGAUUCCUGAAACUUGCUAGCCACCCUCAGCCCGUCCGCCGUAAAAAAAAAAAAAAAAAAAGUCAAGUGGCUACCCGAAGCAAAGCAACAUCACUUGGCUAACUGCUAACCGUGUCCGUCGCUAGUGGUUGACCUAGCACACCGCUUACUAGCCAUAACCUGACAGUUGUUUAUUGACACUACUGUCAUUUAUUCCGUGUCAAAUUGACAGCGGAAGUCGUGUCGUUAGUUUGAAAGACAACUGCCUUUUGAGCGCAAGAUGUUAGCUAGCUAAGGCGGCGUUAGCUUUAGCAAAACAAGAGCUCUGCUUUGGGAGUCAGCUGACAGACCAGUGAUGGAUCAACUCAAAGUGAAGGACCGCAUAUUGGAAAACAUCUCCCUGUCCGUCAAGAAGUUGCAGAGUUACUUUGCGGCCUGUGAGGAUGAGACUCCAGCCAUCCGGAAUCAUGACCGCGUCCUGCAGCGUCUCUGUGAACACCUUGACCAUGCUCUGCUGUAUGGGCUGCAGGACAUCUCUUCAGGCUACUGGGUCCUGGUGCUUCACUUCACCAGGAGAGAGGCUGUCCGUCAGAUAGAUGAGCUUCAACACAUAGCAACCAACCUUGGUCGAAGUCGGGCAUGGCUGUACCUGGCAUUGAGCGAGAGCUCUUUAGAGAGCUACCUGCGGCUCUUCCAGGAGAACCAAGGAUUACUACAAAAGUAUUACUUCAAGAAUGCGCUGGUCUGCAGCCACGACCACCUCACACUCUUCCUCACACUGGUGUCAGGCCUGGAGUUCAUUCGCUUUAAUCUGGAGCUGGAUGUACCCUACCUGGACGUGGCCCCAUACAUGCCAGAAUACUACAAACCCCAGAACCUGCUGGACUUUGAGGAAAGGCUGCCAAGCUCUGACAGCAUGUCCCUGCAUUCCUUCACCUCCCUCACCUCUACCAACCUGGAGUGGGAUGACAGUGCCAUAGCCCCCUCAAGUGAAGAUUAUGAUUUCGGUGACAUCUUCCCCGUGUUGCAGUCAAUGCCAAGUGCAGACUGGGAAGAGGGUGACCUGACCGACCAGGCCAGCUGCCCGCGAUCCAGUGGCUCUGACCCCCAGACGGUCAUCAGCGACACAGUGGUCCUUUCUGCCGGCACCAUCAAGGUGAAGGUAGCUCAUGUUUCUCCACACAGUCCCACAUCUAGAUACAACCCCUUCAACGAGGACUCGGACACUAACACCACCAACACCUCAGCCGAUGUCACGCCAGUUCAUGUAGCCAGCUGUUACAAUACCGUCAUCAUUGGAGAUGACACAGAGAGCACUAACAACGAGCUGGAAGUCAUAAGGAUGGCCAGACGAAGGAAACCAGCCAAGAAGCGACGUGGAAAGGGCUCUACAGAUUCCAGCAGCAGCAUCCACAACUCAGUCUCCUCUGAGCAUAUGGAAAUGGACAAUAGCCUCCAGGGCUCAGAUGAUGUAGAUUCUUUAAACUGCACAGUAAUUCAUCUUGACACUGAAGGAGAAUUGAGAAGAAGCAGGGCAGGAACUGAGGUUGUGGAGGAAGGAGAUGAAGACGGAGUAGAAGGCCUGCUACGGCUCCCUGAGAUGACCGACACCUCGAUGGAUAAUGUGGGGCAACCCCUCCGUGAUGUCAUGGACCGGCUCAACGGUGUUCUGGAUAAGGAGGAACCCUGGGAUCACCCAGAGGAGGAGGAGGAAAAUAGCAAAGGCUGUGAUCAGGGCCCGGAGCCUCCUGCACAGCAGCCCUUUCGAGAGGAUUCAGGCGGGAAGCCACCUGACCCAGCCUCACGAGAGACAUCUUGCACCCCUCUUGCCACAAGCCCCGACAUCCUGCAGGCCUCUUCCGCACCAACAGACUUAUGCUGCUUUACCCCCAACAGUCCAGACUCUGCUCCCACGGGUGGUGGCCACCAUGACUCUACAGAGCAUAGCAAGUCGCAGACUCUUUCAGGUGGCCAUGAUGAUGAAGGAAAGGCAAAAGCGCCAGCAGGACAGGAGUCCAACAUGAAGAACGGAGGAGAUGAUGUACAAGAGGGAGAGGAAACAGACACAAAUGCACUUACUGCUGAGGAGGCCGAAGAGCAACUACAAGAAGAGAAGCUUAGUCCCUCAGAAAGUUCUCAUCCUGCAGAGUUUAAGGUGGAUAACAAUCACUUGCUUCUUCUGAUGAUCCAUGUAUUCAGAGAGAAUGAGGAGCAGCUCUUCAAGAUGGCAAGGAUGAGUACCGGCCAUAUGGAGGGAGACCUGCAGCCCCUUUACCUGCUGCUGACUGACUGUUACAUCUAUCUGCUUAGGAAAGGUGCAGCUGAGAAGCCUUACACAGUAGAAGAUGCUGUUUCUUAUAAUGAGCUGGACUAUCUCUCAGUGGGCCUUGACCAACAGACAGUGACGGUUGUUUGCACCAAUAGACGAAGAAAAUUCCUGUUGGACACGGCUGAUGCCUCGCUGACUGUCUGGUUCCUGUCUAUUCUCAAGUCAGCCAUGGUUAAGGGUUGUCGUGAGCCUCCGUAUCCCUCCGUGCUGACUGAUGCCACCAUGGAAAAACUUGCUCUCACUAAGUUUGUCUCCCAGGAAUCUCACUGUGAGGUUUACGAAGUGUCUAUCCAGCUGUAUUCACUGGUCCACUGGGAGGAUCCUAUGGACAUGAGUUUGUCACCCCAGGGUGUCCCAAGCUCUAGAUUAUCGUCCAGCACCAAGGAGGGGACUGUAUAUUACCGGUCGGGAACCACCUACCUGGGUAAAGAGCUGUGGAAAAGCUGCUACCUCGUCCUCAGCAAUGGGAUUCUGUACUUGUAUGCAGAAAGAACUGAUGUGGCACCCGUACUGUCAGUCACCAUGGGCGGAGAGCAUUGUGGAGGCUGCCGUCGCUCUAACAGCACAGAGCGUCCCCAUGCCUUCCAAGUCAUCCUGACAGAGCGCCCCCCACUGGAGCUCAGCGCCAAUAAUGAACAGGACAUGGCUGACUGGAUGCUGGUGCUCUGCCAGUCUGUCUCCAAAGGGGUCAUCCCUCAGGGUGUGGCGCCCACCCCUUGUAUCCCAUGUUGCCUGGUUGUGACAGACAGGAAGCUGCUAACUUGUCAUCAGGACUGUCAGACCAGCUUCUUCCGUUCACUGGGCAGCGCUGAUAUCUGUGACGUCACCACUGUCUGCGUGGAGGCCAACAAGGAGUACUGUGUCAUUGAAUUUGCAGCGGAUCGCUCUCAGUUCCUCCCUCCAUGGGUCUUGUAUUUCAGUGGAUGUGAAGAGAGAGAUCGAUUGCUGGAGGUGUUGGACAACACAUGGAAAGCCGUUUUCCAGGUUGACCUUCCCCACAAUGAGAUAUCAGAUCCAUCAGUGCAGAAGCGUUGUGGUGAGGCCCUCGCCCUGAUGAAGAGCGCCUGGCAGCGGGCAGACAGUCUGGCCCGAGGCAGAGCCCAGCGUGAGCCCUGGUGCUGACAUCACACACUAACCUGUGGGUAGCCACUGACACAGACUGAUAGUGAGACAGUCUGAUUUAGUUCUGGCAUACAUGGAUUUAACGCUGUUACUGUGUACAGUUGAGACUUCUAACUUGAAAGACUGAGAAACUAAUGGGAUAUGGUUACUGGUUGUUGUACCACAGCAGUAAACCAGUGACACACCUCUAAUUCACUGAUUAAGUGUUUCUAUUAAAGAAACAUCUGCAGGAGUAACAAUGCAUACAGUAAAUCCCAACAGAGUGAUACAUCACUAAGAUGUUCUCACAUGAAACGAAGUGAAUUAAACCUCCAUCACAAAGUUACAACAGAUUUUAUAUCAGCAGAAAUAACUGCAAUGUAGAACAAAUAUGCUGAAUCACUGGUUGACCUUCAGUGA
Scomber japonicus (chub mackerel) is the source of this 4007-nucleotide messenger RNA. It is a transcript of the gene plekhm2, whose product is annotated as pleckstrin homology domain containing, family M (with RUN domain) member 2. Gene Ontology annotation, biological process: lysosome localization; positive regulation of membrane tubulation; regulation of protein localization. The record is from RefSeq and is a predicted model, not a curated record. The transcript has 20 exons. Lineage: Eukaryota; Metazoa; Chordata; Actinopteri; Scombriformes; Scombridae. Gene Ontology annotation, molecular function: kinesin binding. Bases 513 to 3608 code for a protein of 1031 amino acids. Gene Ontology annotation, cellular component: endosome membrane.